AUGACAAAGGAACUGUCGGCGAAAAGAAAAGUAGACAAGUGUCGUGACACGCACCCCCGAGUCGCGGCGCGGAGAGGGGGUAGCUCCCAGCCAAUGGAGUGCAGCGGUGGCGCCACGAGCCGCGACCAUUGGUCUGCCACCGGGGGUGCGCGCCCCGCCCCGUCCUCGAGGAUCGUCCUUAUUGAAUUAGGCUUAUCAUUCGAUUUCAAGUGGGGCAAGCGCACGGUCCUCCGUGCCGGCAAAAACUAUCACAGGGAUCCGAUACCAUCUGUAAUCGGCAUAAUUCGAUAUAGUCGCGGCUCAUCCAAUUAUGCGGCUGUGAGCCUUCGCGCGGUGCCCUACGACACAAGACGCACGCGCCCCGCGCGGCGCGGCGCUUUCGCCACUUUGUUAUUGUUUUAA
Molecule: messenger RNA, 402 nt
Organism: Arctia plantaginis
Lineage: Eukaryota; Metazoa; Arthropoda; Insecta; Lepidoptera; Erebidae
Source: the annotation of a GenBank genome assembly